CCAGCCCCCACAGCCGGGCCGGCACCGAACCGCACCUCGGGGGGUGCCGGGGCGGGGGGGGGUCGCUCGGGACCCCCCGAGGCCACCGGAGCCACCGGAGCCACCGGGAGCGGGGAUGGUGGCGGGGGCGGCCGGAGCGGGGCGGCGGCUCCGGGCACAGCCCUGACAGAGAGAGCGAACCUCCACCAUGAGCGUGAGGCCUCCGCAGGCCCCGGACAGGUUGAGCAGCCUCUCCUCUCCCCUGGGUGAUUCCCCUUCGGAGCGGAGGUCGCCCGGCCACCGCCGGCAGCCCUCGGACACCUCGGAAUCCACAGGGCUGGUGCAGCGCUGUGUGAUCAUCCAGCGGGACCAGCAUGGCUUCGGCUUCACCGUCAGCGGCGACCGCGUCGUGCUCGUGCAGUCCGUGCGGCCAGGUGGGGCUGCCAUGAGGGCCGGGGUGCAGGAAGGCGACCGGAUCGUCAAGGUGAAUGGGACGAUGGUGAGCAACAGCUCCCACCUGGAAGUGGUGAAGUUGAUUAAAUCUGGUGCCUACGUGGCCCUGACCCUGCUGGGAUCCCCCCCUGGAAUUCCGGGAUCGCAGCCGGAGCCGGAACCCCCAGGAUGUCCCCAGGGACCCCCCCAGCGCAUCACCGAGCCCAGGCCCCUCCAGGACCCCGAGGUGCAGAAGCACGCGGCGCAGAUCCUGCGGAACAUGCUGCGCCAGGAGGAGGCCGAGCUCCAGCGAUUCCAGGAGCUGCUGCUGCGCAAUCCGGGCGCGGCCGUGGAGGAGCAGCUGGAGGGAGCGCGGCGCCGCCUGAGCCAACUGCAGCUGAAAAUCCUGCAGGAAUCCCAGGGGGCCUCGGAUUUGGGGUUCCGAGCUGUGGAAGGAGAAUUUUUCCGGAGCCUCCCGACGUUCCCGGGCUCGGGGUCCCCGCGGCUCCCAGGACGAUUUUCCUUGGAUUCCCAGGAUGGGGAACAGGGGCUGGAAUCAACAGAGGGAUCGCGCAAUUCCGGUUUUUCCGAGCCCGGCAGCCCCCGCGGCUCCCCGGUGCUCCGGCGCUUCCCCGAGCAGGGGUCGGGGAGGCCCCAAAUCAUCGGGCCCGAGGAGGAGUGCGAGGAGGGGGACGCCGGAAACGAGAGCGAUUCCGUGUUCCAGGACCUGGGGCGGCUCAAAUCGCGCCCGGCGCACCUGGGAGUGUUCCUGAGGUUCCUGCUGAGCCAGGCUGACCCUGCUCCCCUGCUGUUCCAGCUGUGCUCUGAGGUUUGCUGCCAGCUCAGCAGCCCCAAGGAGUCCCGAGCCCUGGCCAGAGACAUCUGGAACAUUUUCCUGGACAGGAGCGCGCCCCUCCGGGUGAAGGUGUCGGAGCCGCUCCUGGCGGAGAUCGAGUCGCGGCUGCGGGGCGGCGAGGACGCGCGGCCGGCGCUGCUGGCGGCUCAGGAGCUCGUCCUGCCCGACAUCCACGAGCAGCUCCACGACUACAGGACCAAACGCACGCUGGGGCUGGGCAGCCUCUACGGGGAGAACGAGCUGCAGGAGCUGGAGCAGGAAUUGGGGAAUUCCCGCUGGGAUCCGCGGGAGCGCCGCGAGCGCGAGCGGGCGCUGGCUGAGAGACAGCUGGGACAGCUGGGGGACAUCCUGUCCAAGUACGAGGAGGAGCGAAGCUCCCCCAUGGCCUUUGCCCUCAGCACCUUCCUGGCCCACGCCGGGAUCCGGCCCCGGGAAUUUCGGGAAUUUCGGGAAUUUCGGGAAUUUCGCAGCCCUGGAACCUCGGAAAAAAUCCUGGACAAGGACAAGUGGCUUCCCUUCUUCCCCAAGGCCAAAAAGAGCAGCAGCUCCAAGAAGGAGAAGGAGCAGAGGCAGAACCCGAUCCUGAAAUACAUCGGGAAACCGCGGAGCUCCUCCCAGAGCACAUUUCAUGUUCCCCUGUCCCCUGCUGAAGCCGUGCGCCCCGGCAACGUCCGCACCAUGAUCCAGCACUUUGAGAACAACCACGGGGACGGCGACAGAGACCCUGGGAACCAGCGCCUGAGCACCGGGAGCGUCCCCGAGGGGCUGCUGGAACACCAGGGCUGCCGUCCCGAGGUGCGCCUGGGCCGCUCGGAGUCGCUGAAGGGGCGGGAGGAGCUGCGGCGCUCGCGCCGGGCCGAGCUGGUGCCGCGCUCGCGCAGCGACGUCGACAUGGACACGGGGACGGCGGGGACCGAAACCCCCCGGCUGCACUCGGGGUCCUCCUCGGCGUCCAGCCUCUCCAACAGAUCCCUGGACAAUCCCACCCCCCCCUACACACCAAAGAUGGGGCGCAGGAGCGCCGACUCUCCCGUCCUCUCCUCCAGCGCCGACCCCUCCCUUCCCCACCUGCUGGAGGCCGAGCUGGACCCCGACCCCGAGCUGGACGCUCAGAGCUGGCAGCACUCGGUGAACCCGCGGCUGCUCGCGCAACUCUGCCCCAGGGAGGUCGAUCGGCAGGAGGUCAUCAACGAGCUGUUUGUCACCGAGCUGUCCCACGUGCGCACGCUGCGUGUCCUGGACCUGCUCUUUUUCCAGCGCCUGCGCCGGGAGCAGCUGCUGAGCCGGGAGGAGCUGGGGCUGCUCUUCCCCAACCUGCCCGAGCUCAUCGACGUCCACAGUUCCCUCCUGGAAUCCAUGCGGAGGCUGCGGGAGGAGGACGGGGCCCUGAUCCGCCAGAUCGGCGACCUCAUGCUGGCCAGGUUUGAUGGCCCUGCCAAGCAGGAAUUCCAGGCUGUGGCUGCCAGGUUUUGCUCGGGACAGUCGCUGGCCCUGGAGCUGAUCCGCACCAAGCAGCGCAAGGAGAGUCGGUUCCAGCUCUUCAUGCAGGAGGCCGAGAGCAACCCCCAGUGCCGGCGGCUGCAGCUCAAGGAUCUGAUCGUGUCCGAGAUGCAGCGGCUCACCAAGUACCCCCUGCUGCUGGACAACAUCAUCAAGUGCACCCAGGGAGGCUCAGAGGAGCAGCAGAAGCUGUGCCGUGCCCGGGAGCAGUGCAGGGACAUUCUGCGUUUCGUGAACGACGCCGUGCGCGGCGCCGAGAACCGGCAGCGGCUCCAGGAGCACCAGCGGCGCCUGGACACGGCGGCCCUGGAGAGAACCAGCAACCCCCUGGCUGCAGAAUUCCGGAACCUGGACCUGACCUCGCACCGGAUGAUCCACGAGGGGCCCCUGACCUGGAGAGUGGGGAAGGACAAGAGCGUGGAGCUGCACGUGCUGCUGCUGGAGGAGCUGCUGGUGCUGCUGCAGCGCCAGGACGAGCGCCUGGUGCUCAAAUGUCACAGCAAGGGAGGCCUGGGGGCCUCGGACACCAAGCAGAGCUUCAGCCCCGUGCUCAAACUGAGCUCGCUGCUCGUGCGCUCCGUGGCCACAGACAAGCGAGCCCUGUUCAUCAUCUGCACCUCGGAGCUGGGACCCCAAAUCUACGAGCUGGUGGCGCUGACGUCCUCGGAGAAGAACACGUGGAUGGAGCUGCUGGAGCAGGCGGUCCAGGGGGCCACCAGGAGCGUCCCCGGGCCACCAAAACGGCGCCAGAGCGAGGCCGGAGGGAGCGCGGGAUCAGGGCUGGUGCUGCCCGACCCCGCCGUGUCCCCGGCCCGAGGAUCCGAGGCUGAGCCCGAGGAUUGUUCCUCAGCCGGCAGUGACCCCGAGCCCUCGCGCCGGGCCCCUCCCGUGCCGGAGGCGCCGCAGGAGCCGGGGGGGGCCGGGAUUGGGGACCCUGAGCCCGAAUCCCCGCGGGACCCCGAGCCCAGCCCGGCCCUGGGGGGGCCCAGAGCCCCGGGGGGAGCCGGAGUGGCCGAGGCUGCGCUGGAGGACGUGGAGACCCUGCGGCGCCUGAUCGUCCGGAGGCUCCGGCCGGGCCGCGACCCCGACGACGACGACAACGUCACCCUCACACCAUCCAACCAGGAAUUCCCAAAAUCCAGCAGGGAAUUCCCAAAAUCCAGCAGGGAAUUCCCAAAAUCCAACCAGGACUUUCCAGUAUCCAGCCAGGAAUUCCUAAAAUCCGGCCGGGAAUUCCCAAAAUCCAACCAGGACUUUCCGGUGUCCAGUCAAGAAUUCCCAAAUUCCAGCCAGGAAUUCCCAAAAUCUGGUCGGGAUUUUCCAACAUCCAGUUGGGAUUCUGUGCUCUCCAGUCAGGAUUUUCCAAUGUCCAGUCAGGAUUUUCCAAUGUCCAGCAGGGAUUUGGUGAUGUCCAGCCAGGAAUUCCCAACGUCCAGCCAGGAUUUUGCGACGUCCAGCCGGGAUUUUCCGAUAUCCGGUCGGGAUUUUCCGACGUCCAGUCAGGAUUCAACCACAUCCAGUUGGGAUUUUCCAAUGUCCAACCAAGAAUUCCCAAUUUCCAACCAAGAAUUCCCAAUGUCCAGCCAAGAAUUCCCAAUUUCCAGCCAAGAAUUCCCAAUGUCCAGCCAAGAAUUCCCAAUGUCCAGCCAAGAAUUCCCAAUGUCCGGUCAGGAAUUCCCGACGUCCGGCCGCGAUUCCGUGACUUCCAGUGAGGAUUCGGUGAUGUCCGGUCAGGAAUUCCCAAAGUCCAGUCAGGAUUCAGCUGUGUCCAGCUGGGAAUUCCCAAUGUCCAGUCGGGAUUUUUCAGUGUCCAGUCAGGAAUUCCCAAUGUCCAGCCAGGAUUUGGUGAUGUCCAGUCAAGAAUUCCCAAAAUCCGCUCAAGAAUUCCCAAAAUCCGCUCAGGAAUUCCCAAUGUCUGGUCAGGAAUUCCCAAAAUCCGGUCAAGAAUUCCCAAAAUCCCAUCAGGAAUUCCCAAAAUCCGGUCAAGAAUUCCCAAAAUCCGCUCAGGAAUUCCCAAAAUCUGGUCAGGAAUUCCCAAUGUCUGGUCAAGAAUUCUCAAAAUCCCAUCAGGAGUUCCCAAAGUUUGGUCAAGAAUUCCCAAAAUCCGGUCAAGAAUUCCCAAAAUCCCAUCAGGAAUUCCCAAAAUCCCAUCAGGAAUUCCCAAAAUCCCAUCAGGAAUUCCCAAAAUCCGGUCAAGAAUUCCCAAAAUCCCAUCAGGAAUUCCCAAAAUCCCAUCAGGAAGGGCCGGAGCGGCCGGAGCCCAACGGGAUCCAAAUCAACCGCAAAGCCCAGGAGGAGGGGCCAGAGGAGGCCACGCCCCCGAGCGGCUGCAGCCAAUCAGAGCCCGAGCUGCGGGAAGGAGGCGGAGCCAGCGCCGAGGGGAAUUUUUUCUACCUGAGCCUCCCCACGGGACCCCCCCGGCCUGGAGGGGACGUUGGGGACAUCGCUGGGGACAUCCCUGGGGACAGGGCUGGCCCUGGGGACAUCCCUGGGGACAUCCCUGGGGACAUCCCUGGGGACAUCCCUGGGGACAUCAGGGACACGGAGCUGAUCCUGGGGACCCUGGAGGGGCUGCGGGGGAAACUGCUGAGCCUGAUGGCCCUGGAAGCCGCUCACCGGCAGCUGCUGCGCUCGCUGGCGGGGGGUGAUGGCGCCGUCCCCAACGUCCCCAACGCCAUCCCCACUGUCCCCAACGCUGUCCCCAGUGUCCCCAAUGCCAUCCCCAGUGUCCCCAACGCCGGCCCCGGGCGGGCCCCGCCCCCCCCCCAGCUCGUCCCGAGCCCCGCGGGGACAACCUGGGACUGGGACUGGGACUGGGACUGGGACUGGGACUGCCACCCCUGGCACAGGCUGGGCCAGCCCCUCCCACCUCUAACCCGGGCGGGGGGGGGACGGGCUGGACUUUCCCUCCCCUCCCCCCACCCCCGCUGGGAAUUCCGGAACGUUCCACUGGGGAACCCCCCCGGACAGACGGACAGACGGACGGACAGAUGCACUUUGUUGGGAAUUUCCCCUUUUUUCACCCCAAAAAAACAACAAAAACCCCCAAAAAAAAUCCUAUAAAUAUGUACGUACUGCCCUCCCCCACCCUGCCCAUGUAAAUACCCCUGGGGACAAUGGGGGGGUGACACGGUGACAAUCGGGGGGUGGCACCCCCACAAUCCCGGGAUUUACCCCCCACAGAAAAAUGAAAAUAAAUCCUGGAUUUUUCCCCAAAAAAUUCUGGGUU
Catharus ustulatus (Swainson's thrush) is the source of this 5996-nucleotide messenger RNA. It is a transcript of the gene ARHGEF11, whose product is annotated as Rho guanine nucleotide exchange factor 11. Gene Ontology annotation, biological process: intracellular signal transduction; G protein-coupled receptor signaling pathway. The record is from RefSeq and is a predicted model, not a curated record. Gene Ontology annotation, cellular component: cytoplasm. Lineage: Eukaryota; Metazoa; Chordata; Aves; Passeriformes; Turdidae. The transcript has 42 exons. Gene Ontology annotation, molecular function: guanyl-nucleotide exchange factor activity; G protein-coupled receptor binding. The coding region runs from base 188 to 5830 and encodes 1880 amino acids.